UCCACGCCGGGCCAUCCCACCCACGCCGCGUGCAUGGCGGGCAGCUCGGUGUGUGUGGUGGCCGCACUGUGGGCCCUGGGACCACUGCUGGCUGCUGGAUUCGUGUCCGCGGCGGCCUCGACCGAGGAGGACGGCGGCGGGGUGUGUGCCAUGCUCCUGCGCGCACCUGGUUGCCUGACGCGCCGUGGCUUCGACUUCGAGUGCACCUGGGAUCUGCUGCGGCCCGACCUCGUCACCACCAGCUUCACGUAUCACUUUGCUGGGGAGCGCCUCAAUAACUGCCACGUGACGGUGCAGCGCCGUCUCGACAACGCGAGCGCCAGCUACGCCUGUGCCAUCCCGGCUCGCCAAGUCUCCAUGUUCCAGGACCUCGUCAUCGAGAUGAGGGCCUGGCACGGCCAGGCGGGCUCCUCGUGUCGGACCAGGAGCACCGUGCGGGUGGAGGAGGCGGUCCACACAGAGCCCCCCAGAGCUCUCUGGGCCAGGGGCACGGAGUGGCCGGGGGAGCUGAGGGCCGGGUGGACCCCGCCAGAGGCGGACAUCAUCGUGACGUCCACGCUCACCUACCAGCUCUCCUACUCGCGGGAGCGCAACCGCACCAACACGACGGUGCAGACCGGUGCCACGGAGCACCGGCUACGGGGGCUUCGUCCCGGCAUCCCCUACUGGCUGAGGGUCCGCACGGGUCCCGACGGGGAGACCCUGCGCGGGUCCUGGAGCGAGUGGUCCCAGCCCGUCAUGGCCACGCCACGCGCAUCGCCCGGUGGGUUCCAUCUGCAGUGCGCGACGCGUGACCUCCGAACCUUGCUCUGCCACUGGGCGAGUGUCAGCCCGGGCAGCAACUACUCACUCUACUACCAGGACGAGGAGCUUGGCUCGGAGUGGAAGUGCGGCUCUGAGUCGGCGCGCUGGGGCUCCCAGGAAGAGCCCGGGUCUCGCUGCUCGCUGUCUCCGCCGUCGCCGUUGACGCGCGUGCGUCUGUCCGUGCGUCAGCGCGAUCCCCCUCGGCACCGCGUACUCAUCACCGAGCCCUUCUGCAUGGCCGACGUCGAUCCCAACGGCGCCCUCCUGGGGGACCGCACGAAUCCCCAAACUCAACCUGGCGGGGUCCGGACGGAGAUGGGCGGAGGGGAACUGAGACUGAGUUGGUCCGAGUCCGGAUUGGGAGCGCCAGGCUGCGACGGAGGCCCGGACCAACCUUGCACGGAUGUACGGCUAGGGGAGGGAGAGGGGUCCCACCUGCUCGAGGGUGCGGUGAAGGGGGCCGAGUCACGUGGUCUCCAGGCCCCUGACCCCUCCGAGGGGGUCGACAGGGCGGGCUGGCGUGGUGGAUGGGGUGGCAGCGGAAACACGGUGGCUGUGGUCACAAACGCCUCUGAACGGCCAGGGUGGACGCUGGCCUACGUGAUCCCGUUCGCCCUGCUGAUGAGCGCGGUUCUGGUCGUUAUCAAAGGCAGGAUGAGGAGGAUCAAGCAAAAAGUGUGGCCCGCCGUUCCAGACCUGGAGUCCUCCUUUGACGAACUCUUCACGGUCUUCAAGGGCAACUUCCAGGAGUGGGCGAGGCCCGAGAGGGGCGGGCGGAUCGUGGUGCGGCCGGCGUGCGAGGUGGAGGAGCGACUCAUCUGCCUGGUCGAGGUCGUCUCCGAGGGGGAUCAGAGGGAGGAGCAGGAGGAGCAAGCGGAGCAGGCGGACGAGGAAGAGAUGGACAAGCGGGAGGAGGUGGAGAGGCGGGCGGAGGGACGCCUCCCGCUCCACGCGUGGCCGCGUCGCAAGGCGCAGAACGCCUACGUGCUCAGGGGAGGAGACGCGGCGGGGAGGCAGCACGGGGAGAGGGAAGCGGAGCUGCUGAGCCCGGAUCUUCAUGGUUACGGUGACGAAGAAGAUGCCGGCGACGAUGGCGGUGAUGGUGAUGAUGUAGCAGAUGCGGUAACUGUUGAUGAAAACGAAGUGGGUGCCGCACACGAUGAUGACGACGACGAUGAUGAGGACGACGAUGAUGAUGAUGCUGAUGGACUUCACAUUGCAACUGCUUCUGCUGGAGAUGACGAUUAUGAAGAUGCUGCUGAUGAGGAUAACGUUCCUGCCGCCGAUGAAGAUUGCAAUGCUGCUGUUGAUAACGAAGAUGCUGAUUCCACUGAUGUUCUUGAGGAUGAUGCUGAUGCCGUUGCUGAGGAUGGUGAUCAUGAUGAGGAUAAUGAUGAAAUUGCUGGAAAUGAAGAUGCUCACUCUACUUAUGAUUAUUAUGCUUAUGCUGAAGAUGUUGCUGAUGAUGAUGACGAAGCUGCCGUUGGAUCUGUUCAUGAUGUCGGUGCUGCUGCUGCAGCUACUUCUGAUGAAAACAACGAUGACUACAACCACCACCAUCGCAGACCCACGGAAUCGAGAUCCGAGCCAGACGGUGAGGUCUCAGAAAAUCCCGGAAUUCUCCCGGCGCCCGGCAAACGCAGCCAAGACCCUUACCCAGGAGUCCAACUGCUCGCCCUCCGCUACGAGCGCGUGUGGUGGGGCAUCGGAGGCGGGCAACCGGAGCUAGGAUGCCGACGCAGCCCCGUCAACUCGCGGGCAGGAGGAGGUGGCGGCAAAGAAGGAGCCGGAAGAGCGGCGACCUUGGAGGUCGCGGGGUCGCAAGAAAUCACAAACAUGGCGUACGUGAUGCGCAAAGAAGCAGGAGAAGCCGGGAGUGGUGGCUACGUGAACGCGACAUGAGUGCGGGAGGCAGGUCGGUUGCGGUGCAAGCGUGGCUCUUCCUUUGGCUGGCGUGUGCCAUCGAGUGCCACGAUCCCAAGUCGCGUGUACGUGGCCCCGUGACGGCUGUCUCCACCUCACACUUUGCCGACUGACGCCGCACUCGCAGUGGACGUGUCAUCAUCCCAGGCCCCACCCCGAGCCGGAUUCGGACGUCUCGUUCGGCCACCUGAUCACGGUUUGCUUCCGGGCUCGGCACGGCAAAUAUCCGGUGGAAAACCACCGGCACCAUGAGGGGCCCCGCGCUGACUCGGCUCGGAUGUGCCAGUGGAAAAGGGGAUAUAUAUAUAUGAGCUUCGAUAAAGAAGCCCUUUUAGAGUGGUUCUGCGGUGGAUAUCUUCCAGGGAACUGUUCUUAGCCAUAAGGAGGCGCGCUGCUUUCUGGGAGAGUACUGGACAGCGAGCAUCAUGUCACGGUGUUCGUAGCCUAUACUGAGGAUAUUAGUAAUAGUACGUGGGUUUUCAUGAUUCGUUUUUUAAUGAUAGUGUUUAUUUGUUGAUAAAUGUUCACUCUGCUAUUGAUGCGUAUUCACUCCAUCCACUACAACUACCGCCGCCACCACCACC
Messenger RNA from Lethenteron reissneri (Far Eastern brook lamprey), 3311 nucleotides. RefSeq names its product thrombopoietin receptor-like. NCBI's taxonomy places the organism in Eukaryota, Metazoa, Chordata, Hyperoartia, Petromyzontiformes, Petromyzontidae. Gene Ontology annotation, molecular function: cytokine receptor activity; protein binding. Gene Ontology annotation, biological process: cytokine-mediated signaling pathway. Gene Ontology annotation, cellular component: external side of plasma membrane. The record is from RefSeq and is a predicted model, not a curated record.